ACCAUUAAAUUUUCGUAUCGUUAACUUGCUUAACCAUAGUUAACCCCAGUUAACUAUGGCUUGACGUACAAAUGGUAGAAUAUCGGCGUCAUCUAUUCUUGGGGUUUUAGUUUCUGAGUAGUAGGUUGAGUCUACAUGCCAGAGGCAGUUGAUAAAGGCCUUAGUGGUUGCUGUGUAGGCUGGAAUAGGAUGAGAAAUUAAGAAUUACGACCAGUAACUUUGGUAGCUUUCAUCACUGCCCUGACAAAAUACUUCUAAUGUUUGGGUUCCCUGUGUUCUCGCUUAUGGGUUUCCUGUGUUAUGAAACGUGCAUUUGUGUCAAAAACAUGGUGGAAUUKGAGUGAGCUUCGGUUUUUCUUGUUUUCUUAAGCAAUACGUAGUUAAAUCGAACAAAUAUAGUUAAAGAAGCCAAAUUUGAUAUGGAUUCGAAAGCMAACAUGCCCAACAUGGCGGGCGUGCGUUAUAUGUAUCCUCAACUACCCUCGCAGAACACUGAAAACAAUAGCGAAACGAACCCAAUUCCACUUAUUGGUCCACAAUAUCCUAUCCCACAACCCACCAAGACGCCAGUUAGUGAAUUAAUGGAGUUAUCCAUGCGAAUGGGAAUCGAGGCAAAGUUUGAGACAAAUGAACUCCCUGGACCUAGUCACUUGAAGGAGUUUGUUAUGACCUGCACUGUUGGGAGUAUUACUGGGCAGGGCAAGGAGCAUAAUAAGAAAAAAGCCAAGCAAGCUGCUGCUGCUGAUACACUUAAGAAGCUAAAAGAAUCUGAUUUAUAUAAAAAUCAUUUAUUUAACAGAAGUUCAAAGGCAGCCUUGUCUUCUCAUAACAACACUGUUGGAAGACUUCAAGAGGCAACAGCAAAGAAAGGUCUCCAAGCUCCAGAAUACGAAUUCGAACCCCCAGUCGGUCCUCCMCAUCAAAGACAAUUCUCAACAAAAGUSCAUGUGGGAACAUUAACAGCAAAYGGCACUGGACGCUCCAAGAAGGAAGCAAAGCGAUCUGCUGCGGCCGCAAUGCUGGAUAAUAUGGACUGCAGCAAUUUGUCAUUGCAUGUUCCUGCAAAGAAAAUUGCUUUUAACCCUGCCUCAAGCCCUAUUGAUCCCAAACCAAUUUUAUUCUGUAAGGCYGGGACACUGGGGACCUAAUCCAGUUAGAUAUUUAAGCCCUUUGGGURGACUGUGUGUACAUAGUAGAUAUGGUGCCACAUAC
Exaiptasia diaphana is the source of this 1212-nucleotide messenger RNA. RefSeq names its product interferon-inducible double-stranded RNA-dependent protein kinase activator A homolog A. Bases 420 to 1148 code for a protein of 242 amino acids. NCBI's taxonomy places the organism in Eukaryota, Metazoa, Cnidaria, Anthozoa, Actiniaria, Aiptasiidae. The record is from RefSeq and is a predicted model, not a curated record. The transcript is spliced from 3 exons.